CUAUGAAAAAGUACAAGCCAACUGAUGCUACAACAAAUCCCAGUUUGAUCCUAGCCGCAGCAAAAAUGCCACAGUAUAAAGAUUUGAUAGGUAAAGCUUUAAAAUUAGCUGCUGCAACUGGAAAGACACUUGAAGAACAAAUUGAGGAAGCAAUGGAUCAUCUUGUUGUGUUAUUUGGUACUGAAAUUUUGUCUUUGAUUCCUGGACGAGUGUCUACAGAAGUAGAUGCUAGAUUAUCUUUUAACAAAGAAGCAAGUAUUGCUAAAGCUAUCAAGUACAUAAAAAUGUACGAAAAAGCUGGAAUUCCCAAAGAACGUAUAUUAAUUAAGUUAGCUUCUACUUGGGAGGGUAUUCAAGCAGCUAAAGUUUUGGAACAAGAACAUGGUAUACAUUGUAACUUAACUUUAUUAUUCUCUCUUUAUCAAGCCAUUGCUUGUGCUGAGUCUGAUGUUACAUUAAUAUCUCCAUUUGUGGGUCGUAUUUUAGAUUGGCAUGUAGCAAACACAAAUAACAAAAGUUUUGAACCCUUAAAAGAUCCAGGUGUCCAAUCAGUAACCAAGAUAUAUAAUUAUUUUAAAAAAUUCAACUAUAAAACAGUUGUGAUGGGUGCAUCAUUCCGUAAUAUUGGUGAAAUCAAAGCAUUGGCUGGAUGUGAUUUGUUAACUAUCAGUCCAAAGUUACUUGAGGAAUUGGAACUGUCCAAUGAGCCACUCACAGAAUAUUUGACUGUAAAGAAUGGAAAAGCUUCAGAUUUGGAAAAAAUUGAGAUUAAUGAAGCCAAAUUCCGCUGGGAAAUGAACGAAGACAAAAUGGCCAAUGAUAAGUUGUCUGAAGGCAUAAGAAAUUUUGCAGCAGAUUCUCGUAAACUUGAGAAAAUUCUCGCAGAGACGUUGACCGAAAUCAAAUAAAUACUUGUCUUGUAAUGUCUAGUAAAUGAAAAUUGUAUGUUAUGGGGAACAAAAUGUUGUAAAAU
Sipha flava (yellow sugarcane aphid) is the source of this 973-nucleotide messenger RNA. RefSeq names its product probable transaldolase (gene Taldo). The record is from RefSeq and is a predicted model, not a curated record. Gene Ontology annotation, biological process: pentose-phosphate shunt; carbohydrate metabolic process; pentose-phosphate shunt, non-oxidative branch. Lineage: Eukaryota; Metazoa; Arthropoda; Insecta; Hemiptera; Aphididae. Gene Ontology annotation, cellular component: cytoplasm; intracellular anatomical structure. Gene Ontology annotation, molecular function: transaldolase activity.